Humulus lupulus (European hop) is the source of this 834-nucleotide messenger RNA. RefSeq names its product putative disease resistance protein RGA3. The record is from RefSeq and is a predicted model, not a curated record. Lineage: Eukaryota; Viridiplantae; Streptophyta; Magnoliopsida; Rosales; Cannabaceae. Gene Ontology annotation, molecular function: ADP binding. The coding region runs from base 1 to 756 and encodes 251 amino acids. The transcript has 2 exons. Gene Ontology annotation, biological process: defense response to other organism.
AUGAGUUGUAGAAUAGAAGGCAUCAAUAAAAAUCUAGCUACCAUUUCCAAUGAUAGGAACUUCCUUUUGGAGAAAGGACGUGAAAAGACCCCGAGUGUUAGGAAAGUGAGAGAUACUCACUCCUAUGCACCCAUUGUAGGCAUAGGUGGGUUAGGAAAAACCACUCUUGCUCAAAGUGUUUUUAAUGAUGAACAAGUCCAAAAGCAUUUCGAGUUAAAGAUUUGGGUAUGCGUGUCUGAUAAUUUUGACUUGGAAUUAAUUGUGAAAAGCAUCAUUGAGUCUGCGAAAGGUGAGACUAGUGUGGGAAACAUAGGAAUGGAGCCGCUACGGAAGAAACUUGGGGAAGUACUUGGUGGCAAGCGGUAUUUUCUUGUACUAGAUGAUAUGUGGGAGGACAAUCGUAAUAAGUUGUUGGAGUUGAAAACUUUAAUCACAAGUGGUGAAAAUGUAGGGAGUGGAGUUGUAGUAACUACUCGGAGUGAAAAGAGUGCUAAAUUUAUAGCUAGCAAACAACAAUCAUAUCAAUUGAGGAUUCUUGAUGAAGAUCAAUCUUGGUCUCUGUUUAGAAAAGUUGCUUUUGAAGAUGGAUCACAAGAGCUCGAAAACAACACUAGUAUCGUGAAGAUUGGAAAGGAGAUUGUGGAAAGGUGCAAAGGAAUCCCCCUAGCUAUAAAAACAAUAGGAAAUCUACUAUAUGGUAAAAGUAAGGAAUCAGAGUGGUCUUCCUUUAAUAAGGAAUUUUCAAAAAUAUCAUAACAACAAAAUGAUGAUAUCUUACCCACCCUUAGAUUGAGCUAUGAUCAUCUUGCCUCCCAUUUGAAACUUUGUUUUGCC